Solanum stenotomum is the source of this 1767-nucleotide messenger RNA. RefSeq lists its product as uncharacterized. NCBI's taxonomy places the organism in Eukaryota, Viridiplantae, Streptophyta, Magnoliopsida, Solanales, Solanaceae. The record is from RefSeq and is a predicted model, not a curated record. Bases 1 to 1767 code for a protein of 588 amino acids. The transcript has a single exon.
AUGACAUGGCACAAGGAUAAAAGAGUUGAUGAUGGAAUAAUGAGACAUUCGGCUGAUUCAAUGGCAUGGGAGUCAUUUGAUGAAAUUCAUCCUUCUUUUGUGGCUGAGCCUCGUAAUGUUCGACUUGGACUUGCUAGUGAUGGAUUUCAACCAUUUCAGAAUUCAAAAACCUCACAUAGCAUUUGGCACGUGGUUCUUAUUCCUUAUAAUUUACCACCUUGGUUGUGUAUGAAGCAAAAAAAUUUUAUUUUGUCUAUGCUUAUUCCAGGUCCAAAUGGUCCAGGAGAUGCAAUUGAUAUAUAUCUUCAGCCUUUAAUCGAGGAAUUGAAGGAAUUAUGGGAAGUUGGUAUUGAGACCUAUGAUGCAUCUACUAAGACAAAUUUUAAAUUACAUGCUUCUUUAUUGUGGACAAUCAAUGACUUUCCAGCAUAUGGAAAUUUAUCUGGAUGGAGUACAAAAGGAAAAAUGGCAUGCCCAUGUUGCAAUAAAGACACUUCCUCAAUUCGAUUGACGAAUGGUAAGAAGCAGUGUUUUAUGGGUCAUCGGCGUUAUCUUUCUCGGAAUCACAAAUGGAGAAAUGAUAAGGACUCAUUUGAUGGUACAAUUGAGAAAAGGCCCCCACAAAAAAUGUGUUCAGGUAUUGAGAUACCUAAUCAGGUACAAGAUCUUGAAGGGAUACAAUUAUCAAAGGAUCCUAAGAAAAGAAAGAAGAUAUCACAUGAAAAUCGAAAGGAUAAUUGGAACAAGAAAAGUAUCUUUUUUGAACUUCCAUAUUGGAAGUGUCUCUUGUUGCGACAUAAUUUGGAUGUUAUGCAUAUUGAAAAAAAUAUAUGUGAUAAUAUCAUGGGGACAAUCAUGAAUGUCAAAGGAAAGACCAAGGACACAAUUAAAACUCGACUAGAUUUGCAAGAGAUGAACAUUAGGCCGAAAUUGCACCCCAUCCAAAAGGGGGAGAAGAUUGAAGUUCCAACAGCAUGCUACACAUUGUCUCCAGAAGAUAAGCACAAAUUAUGCCUUUUCUUAAAGAAUCUAAAGGUUCCUGAUGGUUUUUCAUCUAAUAUUUCUCAAUGUGUGAACUUGAAAGAUCACAAGAUAUCUGGAUUGAAAAGUCAUGAUUGUCAUGUUCUCUUGCAACAUCUACUCCCUCUUGCACUUCGUGGUAUGUUGUCAAAAGAAGUGUGUGAACCACUUAUUGAAUUAUCUAUAUUUUUUAGUGUGCUUGGAUCAAAGGAGUUGAGAAUUGAUAACUUGGAACAUAUUGAAGCGCAAAUACCCAUAACACUUUGCAACUUAGAAAAGGUCUUCCCUCCUUCAUUUUUUGAUGUCAUGGUGCACUUACCUGUUCAUUUAGCUACUGAAGCUAAGAUUGCUGGACCAAUUCAAUAUCGGUGGAUGUAUCCUGUGGAACGUUGGUUAUUUUUUUUGAAAUCUCUCAUUGGUAAUAGAGCAUGUCCAGAAGGUUGUAUUGCAGAGGGAUACAUUGCAAAUGAAUGUAUGACACUAUGUUCAAGGUAUCUGCAUAAAGUUGACACAAGAUUCAAUCGGCCUGAUCGAAAUUAUGAUGGCGGUUUAAAACAAUCGAAUGGAGGUUUAUCUAUCUUUAAUCAACUUGGAAGAACUUUGGGAGCUAAAGAUCCAUGUGAGCUUGAAGCGGAUGAAUUAGAACAAGCACACAUAUACAUACUGAAGAAUUGUGAUGAAGUCUUACCAUAUCUCAAGAUUGAAGAGUUCUUUCAUAUCAUCUCAUUAUUAUUUCUUUUAGGUUAA